This is a messenger RNA of Lagenorhynchus albirostris (white-beaked dolphin), 2000 nucleotides long. It is a transcript of the gene CCL22, whose product is annotated as C-C motif chemokine ligand 22. The record is from RefSeq and is a predicted model, not a curated record. The transcript has 4 exons. Lineage: Eukaryota; Metazoa; Chordata; Mammalia; Artiodactyla; Delphinidae. Gene Ontology annotation, cellular component: extracellular region. Bases 10 to 363 code for a protein of 117 amino acids. Gene Ontology annotation, molecular function: chemokine activity; CCR chemokine receptor binding. Gene Ontology annotation, biological process: cellular response to interleukin-1; monocyte chemotaxis; G protein-coupled receptor signaling pathway.
UCUGCAUUCAUGCAUUUACUAAUCACAUCAGCUUUGAUUCUUGCGUAUCUACACCUGAGCUGGGACACGCAGGACGAAAGUAUGGCCAGCCUGCGGACCCCACUCCUGGCUGCCCUCAUCCUCCUUGCUAUGAUACUUCAAGCAACAGAGGCAGGCCCCUACGGUGCCAACGUGGAGGACAGCAUCUGCUGCCGGGACUACAUCCGUCAUCCCCUGCCCCUGCGUCUGGUGAAAUAUUACUACUGGACUUCGGACUCCUGCCGGAGGCCUGGCGUGGUCUUGCUAACCGUGAGGGACCGAGAGAUCUGUGCUGAUCCCAGACUGCCCUGGGUGAAGAAAAUUCUCCAGAGGCUGGACCAAUGAGGCAGGCCCUGCCCUGAUGACCGUGGCCUUGGCUCCUCCAGGAAGGCUCAUGGAGCCCCACCUCCCUGCUGUUACAGCUGCUCCCCGACACAACCCUGUACCAACAACCCUCUCAGCGGUCCCUGAUCUUGAUGUCUGCAGCUGUCACUCCCAGUCAAGCCUCCCACUGUCACUCUCAUCUCCCCACUUACCCUUCCAACCCAUCCUCUGCCCCACCAAAGCCAGAGGGUCCACAGUCCUGGUCAGUCAGUCCCCUGCUCAAAAUGCUUCCAUGGCUCCCCUUUGCCCUAGGCUGAGGUCAGAGCUCCUGAGCCUGGCAUCCCUGCCCUCCAGAUCUGGGUCUUAUCCUUUGCCUCCAGCCCUGCCUCAUUUCCCUCCAUGCGUGUUGGACUCCGGCUCCCUGUUCUCCCAAACCCAUGUCACACAUUUCCACUUCUGGCUCUUUUCCCGAGCUGCUCCUGACACCCAGAAUGUCUCCCCAUCCUCUGCACAUGUCCAACCCCACCAGCCCUCCAGGGCAUCACUCAACCUAAGCAGCCAGUAAGUGAGUCAUUUUUUAGACUUCCCCUGGCCCUCUGCCCCCUUUUAACAGCCCUGAUCACAGUCUACCCAGAAUUCUCGGGAACUGGGAGCUUGUCCUCCAGCCCCACCAGCUGGACCGAUAUCCACACCUGAGUUACUUUGUCUCCCGGCCUCUGGCACAGAGCACAGGGCCUGGCUCAGAAUCAGGGCUCAAUAAGAGGCUGCAGGUUGAAUCAAUAAAAGUAAUGUCCGUCUCCCACCUCUCAAGGGCUCUGACACAUCAAUGCAGAGACUCAAGGUCAUCUAGAGAAGGGCUGGCGGGGUUCAUUAGGAAGCCUCAAAUUUACCCAGAUUCACCUUUCUUCCCCAUGUUACCUCUUUAACCUUCUUGCCUCCCUUGGGUUUUUUACUGCUUCUCCAACAUCCCGGCCUGACCUCUUCAGAGUCCUGAAUUUCCUCUUCCUCCUUCCCCAAAUAGCUGACAACCAAAUUCCUGCUAUGGGGUGAAUGAGUACCCUUGGCUUGGUAUUAUAAGCUCUAGUUAUAUAUGUAUAAGAAAAGAGGGCAAAUGCUUAAAAGGCCAAAUGGAUGACUGGAAGAAUUUUAAGAAAUGUGUGGGAGGGGGACAAGGUAGAGAUUUCCUGGUCCUUGGAGUGAAUGUGUGGGGUAUAGUUAAGUGAAAGAGCCUUGGAUGGAGGUUGUUCUCAGGUGGCUGGGGCCAGGCUAAGGACUGGGACUUAGGACUUAUCUACACCUCUUUGAGGACCACAGCUUCCCCAGGUAUCUGUGCUUGUUCCUUUCGGAGGGAGCCUGGUAUAGUAUGGCAGGGUGGUUGUUGCUGUGUGACCCUGAGGAGACCAUCUAACCUCUCUGAGCCUCACCUGAGAAUGAGAAUACCUACCUUAUGGGAUUGCUGUGGGGCUCAGAUCCAAGUCACAGAAAAUGUGGCUUUGCCGGCGAUGAAACUCAGUGUCUUCCGGGGCUUGUGUCCCACCGGGAGCCCAAGGUCAUUUGCCCACUAUAGGCACCGGAAGUGUUAACCCACUGCCCAUGCACAGGGCCUUCAAUUUUUCUGGGAUCUCCCUCCGCUCCUGUCCUGCCCUUGCCCUUGCCCC